GGUCCCGCGAUGGGGGCGGGGAGAAGGAAGGACCGGACCAGGCACCAACCCCCCGUGGGGCUUGCACCCGGAAGCGCUGGGGGGAGAGGAGCGGAGUUGAGACUGAAGCCAGGAUGGUGGUGUCCUCGCUGAAGCUUCAGGAGCUAAUCCAGGAGAUUCGUGAGGCCAAGACCCAGGCCCAGGAGCGGGAAGUGAUCCAGAAGGAGUGCGCCCACAUCCGGGCCGCCUUCCGCGAUGGGGACCCUCUGCACAGGCACCGCCAGCUGGCCAAACUGCUCUACGUCCACAUGUUAGGCUACCCCGCCCACUUUGGACAGAUGGAGUGCCUGAAACUGAUCGCCUCCCCCAGGUUCACAGACAAGAGGGUGGGCUACCUGGGGGCCAUGCUUCUACUGGAUGAGAGGCAGGAUGCCCACCUGCUCAUUACCAACAGCAUCAAGAAUGACCUGAGCCAGGGGAUUCAGGCCAUACAAGGCCUGGCCCUGUGCACUCUAAGCACCAUGGGCUCUGCUGAGAUGUGCCGGGACCUGGCCAAUGAGGUGGAGAAAUUGCUCCUGCAGCCUAGCCCCUACGUGCGCAAGAAGGCUGUUUUGACUGCAGUGCACAUGAUCCGGAAGGUCCCCGAGCUCUCCAAUCUCUUCCUCCCACCCUGUGCCCAACUGCUUCGGGAACGCCACCAUGGCAUCCUGCUGGGCACCAUCACGCUGAUCACGGAGCUCUGCGAACGAAGCCCUGCAGCUCUCAAGCACUUUCGAAAGGUGGUGCCCCAGCUGGUGCACAUCCUCCGGAGUCUGGUGACGACGGGAUACUCCACAGAACACAGCAUAUCUGGAGUCAGCGACCCCUUCCUACAGGUCCAGAUACUUCGUCUGCUUCGGAUUCUGGGCCAGAACCACGAAGAGAGCAGUGAGACCAUGAAUGACUUGCUGGCCCAGGUAGCCACAAAUACGAACACCAGCCGAAAUGCCGGCAGCGCAGUGCUCUUUGAGACGGUCCUCACCAUCCUGGACAUUCGCUCAGCAGCAGGCCUGCGGGUUCUAGCUGUCAACAUUCUUGGCCGCUUCCUGCUCAACAGUGACAGGAACAUUAGGUACGUAGCGCUGAUGUCCCUGCUGCGGCUGGUGCAGUCUGACCACAGCGCUGUGCAGCGGCACCGGCCCACCGUGGUGGACUGUCUGCGGGACCCCGAUGCUUCCCUCAGCCGGCGGGCCCUGGAACUGAGCCUGGCUCUGGUGAACAGCUCCAAUGUGCGAGCCAUGACCCAGGAGCUGCAGGGCUUUCUGGAGUCCUGCCCCCCUGAUCUGCGGGCCACCUGUGCCUCAGGCAUCCUGCUGGCAGCUGAGAGGUUUGCCCCAUCCAAGCGGUGGCACAUAGACACCAUCCUGCAUGUGCUGACAACGGCAGGCGCCUAUGUGCGUGAUGAUGCGGUAGCCAACCUGACCCAGCUGAUUGGGGGUGCCCAGGAGCUCCACGCCUACUCUGUGCGCCGCCUCUACAGCGCACUGGCCAAGGACAUCUCUCAGGAUAUCACAGGGUCUGGAAGUGAGGAGGGGACCCAGACGCUGGCCCAGCACGUUUCUUACCCCAUGCAGCAACCGCUGGUGCAGGUGGCAGCUUGGUGCAUCGGGGAAUACGGGGACCUCCUGCUGGAGGGGAGCUGUGAGGAAGCUGAGCCCCUGCAGGUGGAGGAAGAGGAGGUGUUGGCAUUGCUGGAAAGGGUACUGCAGUCUCACAUGUCCCUGCCAGCUACCCGAGGAUAUGCCCUGACAGCCCUCAUGAAGCUCAGCACCCGGCUCCGUGGGGACAACAACCGCAUCCGCCAGGUGGUGUCCAUCUACGGGAGCUGCCUGGACGUGGAGCUGCAGCAGCGUGCGGUGGAAUACAACACUCUCUUCCGGAAGUACGACCACAUGAGGGCUGCCAUCCUGGAAAAGAUGCCUCUUAUGGAGCGAGGUGGCCCUCAGGUCGAUGAGAAAGGAAAGGAAAGCGAAGAAGAAGAAGCGGCCCCUAACCCCACAGAGCCCCAGGCCUCGAAGCUCUUGGAUCUCUUGGAUCUCCUGGAUGGCCCUUCUGCGGAUGCCCACCACCCUCCCCCUCUGGAUCCCACCCCAGGAGGCACUUUAAUAAAUCUCCUGGACCUUCCUUGUGCUCCCCCACCCCCUGCUCCUAUCCCAAAUCUCAGAGUGUUUGAGCGUGAGGGACUACAGCUGAAUCUGUCUUUUGUUCGACCCCCUGGAACCCCUGCUUUGCUGUUAAUCACUGUCACAGCCACCAAUACCUCAGCGGGUGACGUCACCCACUUCAUCUGCCAGGCCGCUGUGCCCAAGAGUUUCCAGCUACAGCUACAGGCCCCUAGUGGGGACACAGUUCCAGCUCAGGGUGGCCUUCCGAUGACGCAGCUCCUCAGAAUCCUCAAUCCUAACAAGGCCCCCUUGCGGCUGAAGCUGCGCCUCACCUACAACCACUUUGGCCAGUCGGUGCAGGAAAUCUUUGAGGUGAACAACUUGCCUGUGGAGACAUGGCAGUAACUCUGCCUCCACUCACAGUAUGAAGUCUUCCUAAGAAUCCAAACCACAGGGGCCCCAGCUACCUGGAGGCACAUCUGAGCGCUACCAGCAGGUGGCGCUCUGGUCCUGUGCUUGCCACUGCGGAACCUGUUGGGGGCGCCCCCUCAACCCCACAAAUAAUAAAGCCUGAGGAGGGAAAGCCAUA
Molecule: messenger RNA, 2712 nt
Organism: Phacochoerus africanus (Common warthog)
Lineage: Eukaryota; Metazoa; Chordata; Mammalia; Artiodactyla; Suidae
Gene: AP1G2
Product: adaptor related protein complex 1 subunit gamma 2
Exons: 22
Coding region: 114-2528 (804 amino acids)
Biological process (GO): intracellular protein transport; receptor-mediated endocytosis; Golgi to vacuole transport
Cellular component (GO): membrane coat; Golgi apparatus; AP-1 adaptor complex
Molecular function (GO): clathrin-cargo adaptor activity
Source: RefSeq, a predicted model, not a curated record